UUACAUUCACUUGUGUCCUUUUUAGAGAAAGCAAUCAUGACACAGAAAGUCAAUCUGUGUUCAGUUUCCCUUGGAGUGGAGGGUAUGACUUGUGGCUCCUGUGUCCAGUCCAUAGAGCAGCGCAUCGGGUCACUGCCUGGAGUGAUACAUAUAAAGGUGUCUUUAGAGCAGAAGAAUGCCACUGUCAUAUUUGACCACAGCCAACAGGGCCCAGAGUCUCUGUCAGAGGCCAUCGAGGACAUGGGCUUUGAAUCAAGUCUAUCAGGCUCCAGCACAGCCACACCAGUCUCUACGGAUACCCAGCUGAUCCCCACCUCCGGCCUGACACCUGCAACCCAACAGGAAGCUUUGGAGAAGCUAUCCCAGAUUCAGGGAGUGUUGGAUGUCAGAGAGAGCCCAGCUCUUAUGGGUUUUACUGUUACCUUUGUUCCUUCCCUGACUUCUUCGCAGCAGCUGAGUGAGGUGGUGGCCAGCGUAAAGCCUCUGGAGGUCCCCACACCCAGCAGCGAAAUGCAAAAAGGUCCAACUUUGUCUCCAUCUCACACCACGGGAGGAGGGGUUGCACUCCUUAAGUUGAGCAUUGAAGGAAUGACCUGUCACUCCUGCACCACCACUAUUGAAGGGAAGAUUGGAAAACUGAAAGGGAUUGAAAAGAUCAAAGUUGUUUUAGAGACUCAGGAAGCUACAAUUGUGUACCUGCCUUACCUCAUCACUGUUCAAACCAUCACCGACCAGAUUGUUGUGGCCGGCUUCAAGGCGUUUGUCAAGUCUAAGCCUCGCCCUCUGCAGCUGUCCCCCAGCGAAAUUGAACGUCUUGUUGAUUCUCAAAAACCAACUGUCUCUUCGCCAUCAGAGACAUCAGAGGACACCGAAAUCUUCAUAGACACAACACUUAUCACGCUCAGGGUGAAAGGCAUGCACUGCCGUUCGUGCGUGGUGAAUAUCCAAGACAAUAUCUCUAAGCUGCCUGGUGUCUCUUCUGUGGAGGUCUCCCUGGAGAAGGAGAAGGCCUCCAUCUGCUACGAUCCUCUAAAGGCCACUGUGACUCAGUUGCAGCAGGCCAUUGAGGCGCUGCCUCCGGGAAACUUCAAGGUUCAACCUUGGGACUCCUCUGGGGUUCUCAGUCUUGUUUCCGUAUCACCCAUGCCUGCCUUAUCGCCACCUCGGCCUGCACGUGCAACCCAGGCCAAACCUGCUGCCUCCCAGCCUUGUUUUACCCAGCCUCUAGCAUCUGUAGUUAAUAUUCACAUCGAGGGCAUGACAUGCAACUCCUGUGUCCAGUCCAUCGAGGGCAUGAUCUCCCAAAGGAAGGGGGUGAUGUCAGCCGAGGUUUCUCUUGCUGAUCACCAAGGGGCCUUUGAGUAUGAUCCCCUCCUGACCACACCAGAGGAGCUGAGGGAGGCUGUAGAGGACAUGGGCUUUGAUGCCUUCCUACCUGAGACCAAUUCUCUACUGCCUGCACCAAAUUCCAGUCUCUUAAAGUCUUCGAGUCUAGCACUUUCGAAAGAUAAGGAGCUGGACAGUGACCUACACAAAGAAACCCCACAGGGACGCAACGGAGACGCGCACUCUAAAUGCUUCAUCCAAAUUGGAGGGAUGACCUGUGCUUCCUGUGUGGCAAACAUCGAGAGAAACCUCAAGAAUGAACAUGGUAUCUACUCGGUUCUGGUAGCACUAAUGGCUAGUAAAGCAGAGGUGCGUUAUAACCCUGAGCUCAUGGACCCUGGGAAGAUAGCGGAGUGUGUGAAAGAGCUGGGCUUCACUGCCUCUGUUAUGGAGAACUAUGAAGGUUCAGAUGGAAACCUAGAACUAGUGGUCAGGGGAAUGACGUGUGCCUCUUGUGUUCACAAAAUCGAAUCCAGCCUCAUGAGAGAAAAGGGUAUUAUCUAUGCCUCUGUUGCCUUGGCAACCAACAAAGCACACAUUAAGUACGACUCAGAAAUUAAAGGGCCGCGAGACAUCAUCAAGCUGAUCGAGAAUCUGGGGUUUGAAGCAUCUUUGGUAAAGCGAGACCGCACUGCCAGUCACCUGGACCACAGCAAAGAGAUACGACAGUGGAGGAAAUCUUUCCUGGUGAGCUUGAUUUUCUGUGUGCCUGUAAUGGGCAUGAUGACCUACAUGAUUAUCAUGGACCACCACAUGAAUGUUUCACAUCAACACAACGCCACAGUGGAGGACCGCAACCAUUACCACGCCACCAUGUUCCUGGAGAGACAGCUGCUCCCUGGCCUCUCCAUCAUGAACCUCCUCUCCUUCCUCUUUUGUGUGCCUGUACAGUUUAUUGGAGGUCGCUACUUCUACAUUCAAGCCUACAAAGCAGUCAAACACCGAUCUGCCAACAUGGAUGUGCUAAUAGUUCUGGCUACCACCAUUGCCUUCACUUACUCACUGGUCGUCCUUAUAGUGGCCAUGGUGGAGAAGGCAAAAGUCAACCCCAUCACCUUCUUUGACACACCGCCUAUGCUCUUUGUCUUCAUCUCCCUGGGGCGCUGGCUGGAGCAGAUAGCCAAGAGCAAGACAUCUGAGGCUUUGUCCAAGCUGAUGUCUCUACAAGCAACUGAGGCCACAGUGGUCACUCUCAGCAGUGACAAGUCCCUUCUCAGUGAGGAGCAGGUGGAUGUUGAGCUGGUGCAGAGGGGUGAUGUGGUGAGAGUGGUUCCUGGAGGGAAGUUUCCAGUAGAUGGGAGGGUCAUCGAGGGACACUCAAUGGUUGACGAGUCUCUGAUCACAGGUGAGGCCAUGCCAGUGACUAAGAAGCCCGGGAGCUCUGUGAUUGCAGGCUCCAUUAACCAGAAUGGCUCUCUGCUCGUCAGUGCUACACAUGUUGGCAUGGACACCACGCUGUCUCAGAUCGUCAAACUAGUAGAGGAGGCUCAGACUUCAAAGGCUCCCAUCCAGCAGUAUGCAGAUAAGAUCAGUGGCUACUUUGUACCAUUCAUUGUUGGCAUAUCCCUCCUCACGCUGAUCGCCUGGAUCAUCAUUGGGUUUUUAGACUUCUCUCUAGUGGAGAAGUACUUUCCUGGAUACGACAAGAGCAUUUCCAGGGCAGAGGCAGUGAUUCGCUUCGCCUUUCAGGCCUCCAUAACUGUAUUAUGCAUCGCAUGUCCCUGUUCCCUUGGCUUGGCAACCCCGACAGCUGUCAUGGUGGGCACAGGGGUUGGAGCCCAAAAUGGCAUCCUGAUUAAGGGAGGAGAGCCACUUGAGAUGGCGCAUAAGAUCCAGACGGUGGUGUUUGAUAAGACUGGGACCAUCACGUAUGGUGCUCCGACGGUUGUCGAAGUCAAGAUAGUUGUGGAGGGGAACAAGAUGCCUCGUUCCCGACUGCUGGCCAUCGUGGGCACCGCUGAGAACAACAGUGAACAUCCUCUGGGAGCAGCUAUCACCAAAUACUGCAAACAGGAGCUUGGCACAGAGUCUCUUGGCGCGUGCACCGACUUUCAGGCAGUGCCGGGCUGUGGCAUCCGAUGUCAGGUCAGCAACACCGAGAACCUGCUGAUACAGGCAGACAGCGACAGUGAGGACAACAACCAGCGCAACACUGUUCUGGUCCAGAUCAGUGAUACCCGGAUGUCCACCAGCUCCCAUCCACUUAUCAUGGACCCACACCCACUAAGCCUUGUCCAGACAGCCUCCUAUGUUGUCCUGAUUGGCAAUAGAGAGUGGAUGAGGAGGAAUUGCCUGCAGAUCAAACCAGAUAUAGAUGAGGCAAUGAUGGAGCAUGAGCGCAGAGGACGCACUGCUGUUCUAGUAGCUGUAGACAAUCUGCUGUGUGCGAUGAUAGCCAUAGCAGACACAGUGAAACCAGAGGCUGAGCUGGCAGUCCGCACUCUGACCAGCAUGGGUCUGGAAGUUGUGCUGAUGACCGGAGACAACAGCAAGACAGCACGAGCCAUUGCUGCUCAGGUGGGUAUCAGGAAGGUGUUUGCCGAGGUGCUGCCCUCCCACAAGGUGGCUAAGGUGGAACAGCUGCAGCAGGCUGGAAAGAGAGUAGCCAUGGUGGGCGACGGUGUCAACGACUCACCUGCUCUAGCCAUGGCUGACGUGGGCAUCGCCAUAGGAACCGGGACAGAUGUGGCCAUAGAGGCAGCAGAUGUGGUGUUGAUUAGGAAUGACCUCCUGGAUGUGGUGGGCAGCAUCGACCUCUCUAAAAAGACUGUCAGGAGGAUCAGGAUCAACUUUGUAUUUGCUCUCAUCUACAACCUGGUUGGCAUUCCUAUUGCUGCUGGUGUAUUCAUGCCCAUUGGUCUGGUGUUACAGCCGUGGAUGGGCUCUGCUGCUAUGGCGCUGUCGUCCGUCUCUGUGGUUUUAUCGUCCCUGCUCCUCAAAUGUUACACUAAGCCCAGUGCUGAGCAGCUGGAGGCCAGACUGGGCAACGGCAGGCGGCAGGGCAGCCUGUCCGAUGUCAGCGUCCACAUCGGCAUGGGCGAGAUGCGUCGUCCCUCCCCGAGACUCAGCCUGCUGGACCGCAUUGUCAACUACAGUCGUGUCUCCAUCAACUCCCUGCGCUCGGACAAGCACUCUCUCAACAGCUUGGUGCUCAGUGAGCCCGACAAACACUCACUGCUGGUGGGGGAGGCGCUGUGUGAGGAGGAGUUUUGCUGAAUACAUAAGGCUCAUGGGUCAGCAAUGACUUGUAUAAGCUGAAGUAGAUGGUAACUGCAUUUUUUUCAAGGCUAGGCCAUGUGAGGCUGAAAGGGUUACAUUGAAUAACGGCCCAUCCAUCUGCUGUAGGUGCCUCAGGGCAGCACUGUUGACUUACGUGCCCCUCGCUUUCUUUUAGCUCAACGAGCUUAUCACAUGCACUUCAGAGCUUGAGGGGGUGGUUUUCUCUUCCUCAGUUGCAGAUCUUAUCUUUUAUUGAGGUCACCGCCCUCAGGCACACUAUUUGACCAACCCUUUGACACUCUCGGUGUGCAGAAGCUUGAAGCAUCCACAGAUCCUUGAAGCAUGUACAGAGCCUUGAAGCAGGUGUCCACAUCCAGGAAGCGGAGUGGUGAUCAGCUCUGCCACUGUGGUCAUUUGCCUGUACAAUCUUGAACACUCAUCCAAAGACAUUUUAACAGGGAUGCCCCAUGUAAGAGUGGACACUCCCAAGUUAUUAUUUUAACUAAUUUCCUUAAAAGGAAAAUUAUAAUAACACUGUUGUAUAAUUCCAGAAUAUUUAUGUUACCUUUUAUUUAUCUUUAUCUUAUAUCCUGUGUGAAAAAUGAAGUUGUUGAAUCCAAAUGCCAAUUUUAAUUUUUAAUCUCCGGAAAAUAUAUAAUUACUGAGUAAGGUAAGACAGAGACACUCAGUCAAUCAAAGAAGUCUUUUAACUUGCUGAACACUGAUUUUCGUGCAGUGCUAGUGGAGUGAGUUGUAAAUGUUACCCAAGUGCCAGUUGAGGAGCCACCUUGGCAAAGUCCAACACAUUCCAAAGAUAGCACCAUGCACAGAGGUUACCUUGGACUUAAUGUGGGAAAAGUGUGAACAGAGAUAAAGUCAACAACUCCCAGCAGAGACUGCAUGGUGACGCCCACUAUAGAAGACUUUCCUCGUAGGUUUCUUUAGUUGUGUUGACCCUCUGCAUCUUUGGUUAAUGAUACAAGUUGCCUGUCAAUGAAUGUGAACAUUAUUCAACGCUAAAUAGAAAUUGUUACAUGGAUGACUUUGUUUGUGCUUGAAUUACUUUAUUUGGUUGUUGGAAAAAGUUAUUAUGUUAUUGUGAUGCAGUUUGUUAUGAAAAAGCCCAAUAGUCCUUUUUCCACAGAAACCAUUUUGACUUGUCACAGUAGGAAAAGCACAGGUGCAAAUAAUACUAUAAAUGAUGGCUGAACUCCAUUUAGCUGCUUCAGGGUGCUGUAUCGUGCAUGCUGGCUCACUGCCGUGGGACACAUGAAUGGAACGGAGCUAUCGUGCGUUAUCAGUAACCCAAGUAACGCUUUAACCUACUAUGACUAGUCAAAAUGUCUGCUGUGAAAAGGCCUAUUGUUCUUUCUGUCACCAUACUAGACAAUAUGUUAUUGUUUCCAGGAAGUUCUUUCAGCGGUUUUUUAUGUGAGUUACACUUGAUCAAAAAACAUCUUUAAACCCAGGGGAGCAGGGAACAAAGCAGGAUCAGCAGUAGGGCUGCACAAUUAAUCGCAAUUUUUAAUGGAAAUCGCAACGUGGACUAGUGCAAUAUCCAAAUCGCAGAGGGGUGCAAUAUUUGUUAAAGGCAAAAUAUGUGUCAAAACAUUCUGAAGUAUUGUGGUGAUGCAGAGUGUGAUGUCCCGGCCUAUAAAUCCUAUCCUAAUCCUAUCCUACAGAAAAUAUCUUUGUUUGGUACAGAUCCUCACAAAAAUCGCACUAUAAUCAUUUUAAAUUUUUUAAGAUUUAAUAUUAGUAAAUGAGAAUGAUACAAAUAUGAUCGUUCCCUUUAAUAUCGUGAAUCAUAUUGCAAUCGCAAGAUCAGUCAAAAUAAUCACAAUUGGAUAUUUUCCUUUAUUUCGUUUCAAUAUUCCUCAUAUCGUGCAGCCCCAAUCAACAGACUAAACACAGCUGUGACUCAGCAGUUCCACCAAACAAGUUACUGAGAGACAAAUGUCGAUGAAUCAAGUAGAUUGUUUCCUAAAAAUCACAUUGUACAAGGUGUAAAAUGUAUAUGGCAUCUUUCAAUCAUAGACCGCUACUGUCCAUGCUUUAUUUUUUUCUCUUGUAAAAGUAUUACAAAGAUUUUCUGCGAUAUUAUCUGCUGUGUCAAAUCAGGGGACAAACACUACAGUCCAGCUAGCAUUUCUUUUCGAUGGUGAAAAUAGCAAAUGAGUUUGUCCUGCCGGUUUGCCACGAUGCGUUAUGUUCUGUAGGUGUCCUGGCCCGCUGAGUGCAAUUACGCCAGUCUGUUGUCUCUGUGCAUUGCUUUGUAAAGACGUCCGUAGGGAUUCAGAUCUGUGUGCAGUCAAAUUUAGCGAGUCCAUGUUUUCCGUCUUUCGUAGUUCUUCUGAAAAUGAUGUGCCUUGGAAUAAAAUGCUUUUGUAACGUCA
Molecule: messenger RNA, 7001 nt
Organism: Perca fluviatilis (European perch)
Lineage: Eukaryota; Metazoa; Chordata; Actinopteri; Perciformes; Percidae
Gene: atp7a
Product: ATPase copper transporting alpha
Exons: 22
Coding region: 37-4602 (1521 amino acids)
Biological process (GO): monoatomic cation transport
Cellular component (GO): membrane
Molecular function (GO): ATPase-coupled monoatomic cation transmembrane transporter activity; ATP hydrolysis activity; copper ion binding
Source: RefSeq, a predicted model, not a curated record